AUGGCUAAUCCUGUUUCAAGGCAAUGCGUAGAUAUCCGUCCUCAUGUUCCUCUAGAGAAACGUUUCUGGAUUUUGGGAAUUGCGACACGAUCUGUGGACGAAGUCGUUUUGAGUUACAAAGUCGUUCUGUUAAAAAACUUUACUUUCUUGAUAUAUUCAUCUGAGACCGGCUUGUGGAGUCUCGAAGCUGCCCAUUUUCCUUUCAGUUACAUCUCUCAGGAAUUUAACAAUCCCAUUAGCUUGAACGGAAAUCUUCACUGGCUCGCCGACAAUCAAGAACAUCAAGAUUUUCUUGUAUCGUUCGAUUUCUACGCCACGGGUUCUCAACGAUGCCGUGCUAUGCCUUUCCCUGAUUUAGAUAAAGUACCCAAGUUCAGAAGAGCUUGCACAACUUCUCAAGGAUCUCUCAUGUACAUGAACGUAGUCCCUGUGACCAACAUUGAUGGAAGUCUAGAGAAUAAGAUAUGUGUAUGGAGGCUAAAGAACGAGGGAUGGCAACUAGUAUCUGAAAUCUCCUCGGGUUUUAUUAAGACAGGUUUUUCUUAUAUUCCGUUGGGAUCCUUUGAUGCUAAAACAGUGUACUUUUGGGAGGGGAACGCGAGGGGCCAACGUUUUUUAUCUAUCAAUUUAGAUAAUGGAAAUAUUGUGAUCCACAAAGAGUUGGAGCGUAGCAGCGAUGGUCGCAUUCUAAGUUCCGUUGGAUGCCCGAGAGAUUUAGAUUACAUCUUAGAAGCACAUUUUUCUUCGUACUUUCUCCCUCGGUGGCUGUAUCCGUUCCCAAAUACGGUGAUAAGAGUUUAG
Molecule: messenger RNA, 801 nt
Organism: Microthlaspi erraticum
Lineage: Eukaryota; Viridiplantae; Streptophyta; Magnoliopsida; Brassicales; Brassicaceae
Source: the annotation of a GenBank genome assembly